AUGGAUGCGGAGAAUGGGGCAGGGGAUGCGAGCGAAGCUAGCGCCGAGCGUGUGCUUGCGAAUCGUGAGCGCGCAAAGCAGAACUUGCGCGCACUGGCCUCGCGUCACGCACGUAGCACCGUCACGACCGCACGCGUUGCUACGCCACAGUCCACGUCCAAGGCGACGAGCGAGGCUCCCCUGCCACGGGACAAAGCGCUUGGAGACUAUAUUGAGUUUGACCUGACUCGCUUGCGCAACUCCAAAGGUGGGUUUCUGCUGAGUGAAAAAGAGGGCGAAAAUGCUGAGCAAGCUCUUGAAGAUAUGCGCAAGGAACGCGAGCGAGAAAAGCAGCGACUGCGCGACCAGAUGGAGCCCGGCAUUACGCUUGACCCAACGACACGGCCUUUGUGCGAGAUGUGCAAGUCAUCAGAUAUCCUCUAUGAUCCAUUCCAGCGUGUCUUUAACGUGUUUAUAUGUCGCAACUGCGAGCGUGCACACCCCGAAAAAUACAGUCUUUUGACCAAGACCGAGGUCAAACAGGACUACCUCCUAACCGAUGCCGAGCUCGCUGACGGCGAGCUACUUCCCCACUUGUUAAAAAAGAAUCCCCUAAAAUCCACGUACAGCAGCAUGAUGCUAUUUCUCCGGGGCCAAGUAGAGCAGUUUGCAUUCUCGGACGCGAAGUGGGGCUCUGCUGAAGGUCUCGACGCAGAAUACCACCAACGAAAUCAGGAGCGUGCAAAGAAGCGAUCGCGAAAAUUUAAUGAAGGGCUUGUAAAUCUUCGCAAACGCACAAUCCGCGGAAAUAUCUGGCAGCAGCGCCGCGAUAACGAGCACCAACACACGUGGGAGCCAGUGCCUGGCUCCGCGUUCCAGCAGCAGUGUCCCACCUGCGGCCAACAAACGGUAGUGGAGGAAUUGUAA
This is a messenger RNA of Malassezia vespertilionis, 906 nucleotides long. It is a transcript of the gene RAD14, whose product is annotated as DNA repair protein rad14. Bases 1 to 906 code for a protein of 301 amino acids. The record is from RefSeq and is a predicted model, not a curated record. The transcript has a single exon. Gene Ontology annotation, cellular component: nucleotide-excision repair factor 1 complex. Gene Ontology annotation, biological process: nucleotide-excision repair, DNA damage recognition; nucleotide-excision repair involved in interstrand cross-link repair; UV-damage excision repair. Lineage: Eukaryota; Fungi; Basidiomycota; Malasseziomycetes; Malasseziales; Malasseziaceae. Gene Ontology annotation, molecular function: damaged DNA binding.